ACUGAAAGUGGGGAAAUGGUCUGUACGAUAUGUCAGGAAGAGUAUUCCGAAGCACCUAAUGAAAUGGUUAUAUGUGAUAAAUGUGGCCAAGGUUAUCAUCAGCUGUGUCACACACCAAAUAUUGAUUCCAGCGUGAUUGAUUCAGAUGAUAAAUGGCUCUGUCGACAGUGUGUUUUUGCAACAACAACAAAGAGGGGUGGUGCGCUGAAGAAAGGACCAAAUGCCAAAGCGCUACAAGUCAUGAAGCAAACAUUACCGUACAACGUAGCAGACCUUGAAUGGGAUGCAGGCCAUAAAACCAAUAUCCAGCAAUGUUACUGCUACUGUGGAGGCCCUGGAGACUGGUAUUUAAAGAUGCUGCAGUGCUGCAAAUGUAACCAGUGGUUUCAUGAGGCUUGCGUGCAGUGUCUCCAAAAGCCAAUGCUUUUCGGUGACAGGUUUUAUACAUUCAUUUGCUCAGUUUGCAGUUCUGGACCAGAGUACCUCAAACGUUUACCCUUGAGAUGGGUAGAUAUAGCACAUCUAUGCCUUUACAACCUAAGUGUUAUUCAUAAGAAGAAAUACUUUGAUUCAGAGCUUGAACUUAUGACAUACAUUAAUGAAAACUGGGAUAGAUUGCACCCUGGUGAGCUGGCAGACACACCAAAAUCUGAAAGAUAUGAGCAUGUACUGGAAGCAUUAAAUGAUUACAAGACCAUGUUUAUGUCUGGAAAAGAGAUAAAGAAAAAGAAGCAUUUGUUUGGCUUGAGAAUUCGUGUUCCUCCUAUGCCACCAAAUGCUGCUUUAAAGGCGGAGAAAGAACCAGAGGGAACAUCUCAUGAAUUCAAAAUUAAAGGCAGAAAAUCAUCCAAACCCAUACCUGAUGCAAGGGAAAUAAGUAAUGGCAUUGAAAAACAGGGGAAGAAAAAAUCAGUAGGUCGUCCACCUGGCCCAUAUACAAGAAAAAUGAUUCAAAAAAUUUCAGAGCCGCCAUCUUUGGAUAAGGAACCAGUCCCAGUGCUAGAGAACCCGGCCUUGGAUUUACCCUGCUCUGUUGGGAGAUCUGAUGGAACUGCUCAUUCAUCCAAUACCUCAGAUGUGGAAUCCACAGGUGCUGCCAGUACAAAAGAAACUACCUCAUCUAGCAUUUCCAGGCAUUAUAGCUUAUCAGACUCCAGAAAAAGGACUCGUACAGGAAGAACUUGGCCUGCUGCAAUACCACAUUUGAGGAGAAGAGGUCGCUUUCCACGAAAAGCACUCCAGCCUCAGAAUUCAGAAAUUGUAAAAGAUGAUGACAGCAAAGAAGAUUAUCAAUAUGAUGAACUCAAUACAGAGAUUCUUAACAAUUUAGCAGAUCAGGAAUUGCAGCUGAAUCAUCUAAAGAACUCAAUUACUAGUUAUUUUGGUGCAGCAGGUAGAAUAGCUUGUGGUGAAAAAUACCGUGUUUUGGCUCGUCGGGUAACCCUUGAUGGAAAGGUGCAGUAUCUUGUGGAGUGGGAAGGAGCAACUGCAUCCUGACUGUAGGACUGAACAUGUUCACUGCACUGUCAUCUGUAGGUACAGUUUAUAACCCAUGGCUCUGAAGGAGACAUGUCUUUACUGUGUUUCUAAAAAAGAACCAAUUUAGCCUUAACAUGUACUUGUUAACAUUACAAAUAUUGUGAUAAAGAUUUUUCUUAAAAUCAGAUCUGAU
Emys orbicularis (European pond turtle) is the source of this 1672-nucleotide messenger RNA. RefSeq names its product metal response element binding transcription factor 2 (gene MTF2). The record is from RefSeq and is a predicted model, not a curated record. Gene Ontology annotation, molecular function: DNA binding; chromatin binding. Gene Ontology annotation, cellular component: nucleus. Gene Ontology annotation, biological process: regulation of DNA-templated transcription; chromatin organization. NCBI's taxonomy places the organism in Eukaryota, Metazoa, Chordata, Testudines, Emydidae. The transcript has 12 exons. The coding region runs from base 16 to 1497 and encodes 493 amino acids.